GGUCUACUGAAGCGGACGGGUUUUCCGAAGGAGGCCAUCGAAUACGUGGUGUGCGGGACAGUCAUACAGGAGCCCAAGACUGGAAACGUCGCCCGCGAGGCCGUACUGUCGGGCGGUCUCCCGCUGUCGACACCGGCGCACACCGUAACCCAGGCGUGCAUUUCGAGCAAUCAGGCCAUCACUACAGCCAUGGGUUAUAUGAACAGCGGCUUCUGCGAGACGGCUGUGGCCGGAGGUGUGGAGACGAUGUCGGACGUGCCCAUCAGACACUCGCGCAAAAUGCGCAAAUGGUUACUGGCGUUGAAUAAGGCCAAGUCGACGGGCCAACGGCUGUCCAUGUUGUUACAGUUACGACCCGACUAUUUCAUGCCCGAAUUGCCAGCGGUGGCUGAGUUCACGACCGGCGAAGUGAUGGGCCACUCGGGCGACCGGUUGGCCGCGGCGUUCAAAGUGUCGCGACAAGAACAGGACGACUACGCCCUGCGGUCGCACACAUUGGCCGACAAGGCGUUCAAAGCGGGUCUACUGAACGACAUCGAGCCCGUGACUGUGCCCAAGAAGGGUCUCGUCGACCGGGACAACGGCAUACGCGUGGGUACGCCCGAACAGUAUGCUAAACUCAAGCCGGCGUUUGUUAAACCGUACGGCACUGUCACUGCGGCCAAUGCCAGCUUCUUGACCGACGGCGCCUCCGCUUGCCUUCUCAUGACCGAAGAGAAGGCCAAACAGUUGGGCCUCAAACCGAAGGCCUAUUUACGGGAAUUUUUGUACGUAUCGCAGGACCCGAAGGAUCAGCUACUGCUCGGCCCGGCGUACGCCACGCCGAGGAUACUCGAGAAGGCUGGCCUAACACUGAAGGAUAUCGAUGUGUUUGAGUUUCACGAGGCGUUUGCCGGCCAGAUAUUGGCCAACUUGAAGGCUCUGGACAGCGAUUGGUUCGCUAAAGAGCAUAUGAAACGAAGCGGCAAAUACGGUGCGCCCGAUUUGAGCAAGUUUAACUUGUGGGGCGGCUCCCUGUCAAUCGGCCACCCGUUUGGCGCGACUGGUGUACGACUGCUCACCACAACAGCCAAUCGGCUGAUCAAAGAGGACGGCAAAUACGGAUUGUUGGCUGCCUGUGCCGCCGGUGGCAUUACUUCGAUCGCUAUAGCAAUGGUAACUCAUGAGGAAUGCCAGGACUGGUCAUGUCGUGAGGCACUAGACUGUCCGCCAGCAGGACACGCCAUGAUUGUGGAGAGAUAUCCCGGAUCUUAAUUCAACGGUACCGGAGGAAUGGUUGGAAGGGGUCGGUGGCCAUCGUUUAAGCAAAUGGUUAUUUUAUAUAUUGAUUUUAAUUUGAUAACUAAUAUUGAUUCAUAUUUUUAUAAUUACUGUUACUUUUGUGUGUGUUUUGUCUGAG
Medioppia subpectinata is the source of this 1399-nucleotide messenger RNA. Lineage: Eukaryota; Metazoa; Arthropoda; Arachnida; Sarcoptiformes; Oppiidae. The record is from the annotation of a GenBank genome assembly.